This is a messenger RNA of Choloepus didactylus (southern two-toed sloth), 1568 nucleotides long. RefSeq names its product osteoclast associated Ig-like receptor (gene OSCAR). Lineage: Eukaryota; Metazoa; Chordata; Mammalia; Pilosa; Megalonychidae. The transcript is spliced from 6 exons. Gene Ontology annotation, cellular component: plasma membrane. The coding region runs from base 286 to 1173 and encodes 295 amino acids. Gene Ontology annotation, molecular function: collagen receptor activity. The record is from RefSeq and is a predicted model, not a curated record.
GCCUUUCCCCUGCUGCUGCGCCUGGUGCGAGGUCGGGUCUUUAGGCUCUCCUUCGUUUCCUCACCCUGAAAGCCUAUUCGGAGGAGUAACUUCCAGUCCUCCUGCUACGACCCUCCUAAGGCGGCAUGCAACGCACCAUGGGGCUGUGACACAGCCACCCAGGGGUCCCACCUCCUUCCCCCUUCACUAAACGGGGCUCUGGCUCUUUCGGAUGUUGCCUCAUUUCCUGAACACGAGAAGGGCACGGCUGAGCCCGGCUCCGGCUCCAGCGCAGAUCUGCCCACCAUGGCCCUGCUGCUGCUCCUCCUGCCGCUGACCCGCUGUGAGCAGCCCCCACCCCCACCCCCGGGUUCCUGGCUGGACUCAGACACCCUGAAGGAGGAGGGGGCCAGGCACCAGACUACCGAGUCUCCCAACGGGCCUCCGUGUGACACAGUCGUCACUCCACCUGUAUCUCCAGCUUCACAUCUCAAGCCAUGGCUGGGGGCUCAGCCGGGCGCAGUCGUGACUCCUGGUGUCAACGUAACCUUGAGGUGCCGGGCCCCCCAACCCGCCUGGAGGUUUGCAUUCUUCAAGGCUGGAGCAACAAACCCCAUGAUCCUCCGGGAUGUGGCCGUGGAGAUGGCAGAAUUCUUCCUGGAGGAGGUGACCCCAGCCCAGGGGGGCACUUACCGUUGCUGCUACCAGAGGCAAGGCUGGGGGCCAGGUGUCUGGUCCCAGCCCAGUGAUGGCCUGCAACUGCUGGUGACAGACGAGCUGCCGCGGCCGUCGCUGGUGGCGCUGCCCGGGCCCGUGGUGGCGCCCGAGGCCAACGUGAGCCUGCGCUGCGCGGGCCGCGUGGGGGGCAUGAGCUUCGCGCUGUACCGCGUGGGCCUGGCGACCCCGCUGCAGUACCGCGAGUCGGCGCAGCCCUGGGUGGACUUUCCGCUACUCGGCGCCCGCGCCCCCGGCACCUACAGCUGCUACUACCACACGCCCUCCGCGCCCUACGUGCUGUCGCAGCGCAGCGAGCCGCUGGUCAUCAGCCUGGACGGAUCCGGGUCCCCGGACUACACCCUGGGGAACCUCGUCCGCCUGGGGCUCGCGGGCCUGGUCCUCCUCUCUCUGGGCGCGCUGCUCGCUCUUGACUGGCGCAGCCGGGGCCGCGCCGCGGGCGUCAGCGUCGGGUCCUGAGCCCCAGGGGAGCUGCAUGGAGCCUCCCGCCGCCUGGGAAGACUUCUGGGGAGCGACGGAGAGGAAGCUGGGGUCCCUGGGGUGGAACUGGGCGAUUCCCGGAGCCCCGGAACCAGCGCGCCUGGCUCCUCACGUCCCCACCUCCGCGCCGUGCGCUGCAGCUGUCUUCGGGGCGCAUUUCCCCGGCACUCACAGCGGAGUCCGAGGCGCGGUCCGUCGCUCAGGCUUCCAGAGCAGAAGACCUGAGUUCGAAUCCCACCGCUACCGCUCGCGCCAUGGGGGUGGCAGGAAAUCCUCAGUUACCUCCCCUGUAAAAUGGGCGCACUGAUAAUACGUACUUCACGGGAUCGUUGUACGGACUGCGUAGAUGAUACAUAAAGCCUUUAAAACAGUGA